Messenger RNA from Anthostomella pinea, 216 nucleotides. The record is from the annotation of a GenBank genome assembly. NCBI's taxonomy places the organism in Eukaryota, Fungi, Ascomycota, Sordariomycetes, Xylariales, Xylariaceae.
AUGGCGGCCGUCACGCUCAAUGGGACGACCUUGGCCUGCAUGCGCCAGCCGCCAAAGACGGAGCUAGACAACUCUAUGUUGUCAAGGGAGUUCCCCGCGCUGAUCAGAACGUCCCAAGAAGAGGCGGAUAGGCCUAUGCCGGGACCGUUGAAUGAUGGACGCGACCCCUCCAGGAACCUGCGACGCCCAUGGCUGCUACUGGGACCAGAACGGUAA